Messenger RNA from Fundulus heteroclitus (mummichog), 489 nucleotides. RefSeq names its product ATP synthase, H+ transporting, mitochondrial F0 complex, subunit g (gene atp5l). Bases 86 to 397 code for a protein of 103 amino acids. The transcript is spliced from 4 exons. Gene Ontology annotation, biological process: proton motive force-driven ATP synthesis. Gene Ontology annotation, molecular function: proton transmembrane transporter activity. The record is from RefSeq and is a predicted model, not a curated record. Lineage: Eukaryota; Metazoa; Chordata; Actinopteri; Cyprinodontiformes; Fundulidae.
CGUGCUUUUAUUUUGAAGUUACCAACCCGGAAGCAGAUCCCGCUUCUUCCUUUUUCCUCUGCGGUGUACUUGGAGAGAUUUCAAUAUGGCUCAGAAAGUUCAGAAUCUCGUCGCUAAAGUGCCCACACUUGUCGCUGCCGCUGUCACCUACUCCAAACCCCGGCUAGCGACCUUCUGGUACUACGCCCGAGUGGAGCUGGUCCCUCCGUCCCCUGCUGAGGUCCCCAAAGCCAUAGAGGCCGCCAAAGGUCUGGUCAAGAGCUACCAGAUGGGACGGCUGGGACAGACCACAGUCAAGGAUGCCUUGAGGAACGGACUUGUGACCACCGAGGUGUUGAUGUGGUUCUUCAUCGGCGAGUGCAUUGGGAAAGGAAGCCUGAUUGGAUACGAUGUCUAAUUAAUGAAUUUCCUCUCUUCACGCUUCUGAUUGUGACAUUCUCAAGAAAAUUCCCUUUGCUUUUCGAAUAAAACUAUAGAAUCAGCCUCGGA